UGAUAUUUACACGGUGACUGCAGAACAUUGUGGAGUAGGCUACAGCCAGUAGAAAUUACGAGCAGACUUACGUUGCCAUAGCUUCCGUUAACAGUAGCCUACACGAUGUUGGGGAUCGAGCUGUCAGUUCACAGCGGCUCAUGACAUUGAGGCUAUAGUAUUGCCUACCUGCUCAGGUGGACUAUAAACGAAAUUAUUAAUCAGUAUAUGUAAAGCCAUCUAUUUACAGGAAUAAGGGUUACACUGUGUUACGCGACAUGAGAACAAAGUUCCUUUUAUAAGAGGAUAUCGUGAUUACAUUGGUGGAGAAUAAUUCCUCUGAGGUGUUGUGUGUCUGCUACAUCUCUGACCUUGAAGCAGUGGAAGGAGGACGGGCAGAAGAGAGAAGAGCCGAGACGGAAGAGCCGAGACGGAAGACAGAGGGGGGAGUGGAGAGAGAGUUUUUCCCCCUCAGAGGACUCCACCCCAUUCAGAACGGGAGAGAGUGGCCCCUCACCCCCAGGAGCGAUGUGACAGGGGGACCCCAGCAGCAUCUCCUGCAGCUAGAAUGGACCUGAGAACCAGCUUGCUCUGAAACCACCUCUCACCCAGUCACGAUGGUCCCAGUUCUGUUUUUAGUGGCAACAACAAUAACAAGCAACAACUCAUCCCAGACAAACCAAACAGAGGGUACCCACCCACUCAGCGCCCCCCACGUCCUGCCUACCGUGCUGGUGCUCUCGCUGCUGCUGGUCAUCCUUGUGCUGCUGGCCUGGUACUUCCUCAGGGUAAGACACCACAGGAAGGCGGUGGUCACAAGUGUCGACAAGAAGAUACCAAAUGGCAUUUUGGAAGAACAAGAUCAAGGUAAAGAGCUGGGAGGCCAAGCAGCUGAGUUACACACACUGUCAGAACAACAGACAGUGGUCCUGCUUCCCCGCUCCCCGUCCGCCUCCAAGACCUACUUCCCCAUCCCCGUAGAACACCUAGAAGAGGAGUUCAGACUUCGCUCCGCCGACGAUGGAAAACUUUUCAGAGAGGAGUUUAAUUCAUUGCCGGGAGGUUACACCCAGGGGACGUGUGAGGAGGCCAACAAGGAAGACAACAAGGAAAAGAACAGAUACCCCAACAUCCUACCAUACGACCAUUCAAGGGUGGUGCUCACUCCGCUGGAUGGAGAUCCCUGCUCAGACUAUGUGAACGCCUCUUACAUUGACGCCUUCAAAGACAAGAACAAAUUCAUCGCUGCGCAAGGCCCAAAACAGGACACGGUAGCAGACUUCUGGAGGAUGAUCUGGGAGCAGAAGGCAGCCACAAUCGUCAUGCUCACAAACUUGAAGGAGAGGAAAGAGGAUAAAUGUUACCAGUACUGGCCUGACCAAGGUUGUUGGACUUAUGGGAAUGUCCGUGUGGUCGUGGAAGACUUCACAGUCCUUGUGGACUAUACCAUACGCAAGUUUUGUGUGCAAUAUCAGGCUAGUGAUGGGACGAAGACUCCCCGAUUGGUGACCCAGAUGCACUUCACCAGCUGGCCUGACUUCGGAGUGCCCUUCUCCCCCAUUGGCAUGCUCAAGUUCCUGAAGAAGGUCAAGCAGGUCAACCCAUCCUACGCCGGGCCCAUUGUGGUCCACUGCAGUGCUGGGGUGGGCCGAACAGGCACCUUCAUUGUGAUUGAUGCCAUGAUUGAGAUGAUGUAUGCAGAGCCAAAGAUCGAUGUCUUCGGUUUUGUGUCCCGGAUACGAGACCAGCGCUCCCAGCUUGUUCAAACAGACAUGCAGUACUCGUUCAUAUACCAGGCCCUGCUGGAGUACUACCUCUAUGGGGACACAGAACUGGAUGUGUCCUCGUUAGAGGGACACUUGCACAAACUGCACAACACCCUGACCACUGGUGACAGGGUAGGACUAGAGGAGGAGUUCAAAAAACUCACAAACAUGCGGAUCAUGAAGGAGAAUAUGAGAGCUGGGAACCUCCCGGCUAACAUGAAGAAAAACCGAGUGCUUCAGAUCAUCCCCUAUGAUUUCAACAGAGUAAUUCUGUCAAUGAGGAGAGGUCAGGAGUUUACCGACUACGCCAACGCUUCUUUUAUUGACGGCUACCGGCAGAAGGACUACUUCAUUGCCACCCAGGGUCCCCUAUCUCACACAGUGGACGACUUCUGGAGGAUGGUGUGGGAGUGGAAGUGUCACUCUAUAGUCAUGCUGACGGAGCUGCAGGAGAGGGAGCAGGAUAAGUGUUUCCAGUACUGGCCCCUGGAGGAUUCGGUGACGUAUGGCGACUACACCGUGGAGAUUAAAGGGGACACUCUGUGUGACACCUUCAGCCUGCGGGAUCUGGUACUCACAUAUGGCCAGGAGAAACAGCCAAGGCUGGUGCGGCACUUUCACUUUCAUGGCUGGCCAGAGAUUGGCAUCCCAGCGGAGGGCCGAGGGAUGAUCGACAUCAUCGCUGCCGUGCAGAAACAACAGCAGCAGUCAGGGAACCAUCCCAUUGUUGUCCACUGCAGUGCGGGGGCUGGCCGGACAGGUACGUUCAUUGCGUUGAGUAAUAUCCUGGAGCGGGUGAAGGCUGAGGGCCUGCUGGACGUGUUCCAAACUGUGAAGAGUUUACGCAUGCAGAGGCCGCACAUGGUGCAGACCGUGGAACAGUAUGACUUCUGCUACAGAGUGGUACAGGAUUUUGUCGACAUCUUCUCAGACUAUGCCAAUUUCAAAUGAGAAAUUAUCUGCCUUAAACAGUUGUUCUGUGUUGUUUUUGAUAUCAGGUGGUGAGGAGUUUGUACCUUGCCACUGAAUUAAAUUGUCUUCUAUUUUGCUAUGCACUUGUCCUCAUUGUAACUAAGACAUCAUACCUAGCUGUAAUAUAUUGUCAUAUACUAGAGCUUCUCAGCCAAUAAAACCAUUGUAAAUGCUAAUAUCCUUUUUCGAUGAAAGUAAUGUUUAAAUUUGACAUUAUUUAAUUUUUUUUGUUUUCUAUAUUUUUGUCUUGCUCUGGUUACUGUUCAUUUUGUUGUAAAAUAUUGUUCUUUUGUUUAUUAUGUUUAUUGCUUUUUUAAUCUGCAUCAUGCCAAUUAAGCAUUCUACUGAUCAUUCCAUGUAAUAUUUGUAAAGCAGUAGUUAUUGUAAAUGUAUUUAUAUACUGUUUCAGCCGUCCAUCGCCAACCUUUAAAGACAGAAAACCUUUAUGUGAAUGUUCUCUGAUGUAUUUAUGCAAAUGUAAGUAAGGUCUUAUGCUUCACGACGCUGGUUGAUAUCUCUCAUUGAGAGACUGUGUUUUGUUAGGUGGAAAAAAAACGAUCCCAUGGUUGCUUUUGUUAAAAGGCCAAACCCUUCCUCCGAGACGUCAGAGAUACAUGAGGAGGUCUGAAUCCAACUCUGCACAUAUCUCAUUAAUAUGAAUGCUUGUUUCCAAGCUGUGAGGUCACCUCUGUUUUUUUCUGAGGAAGGUACACUAUAGUUCUAGCCAUAUAAACACCUAUGUUUCAAUGAGUCUGCCAAUGCCUUGCAGAGCCCAAUAUGUCCCGGUCAUCAGUUGAUCUACUGAUUUUCAAAAGGAUGAAAAAAUAGCAGCACAUGUCCUGAAGCACACUGACCACGGAAGAUUGUCAUGCAGAAUUGCCAAGGAGUUACAGCAGCUGCAAAAAAGGAGUCUGCAUUUGUAAAUACAUCCACCCUAAUACCAGUAUUAUGUCAUAGUAGUGCUGGUGGUGCUGUCUGAAACAGCAUACAUACAGUAAAUACAAAUAUAUUUUGGAAUUCCACCACUGCUUUUAUGCUGUUUUCUGUUUGCAUGAAACAGUGCCAUAUUCUCUAGAUGAGAAAAUAUAUUUUCAAUGAUAGCCUCUUACUCGUAAAAUAACAUAAAAUUGUAUUUAUGCAGGAUAGGAUUAAGUACAAGGCAUUUAAAUCCAUCUAUGAUCCAUAUUGUGGCUAAUAAGGUCACAGAUGGGCAUGGUAUUCAUUCAUUUGAACUGACACAAGGUCGGUUGAUGCUUAUGCACAAAUGUACAAUAUGAAAUAGUUAACUUACCACCGAGCAUAUGCAGGGAGGAAAGUUUCACCCAUGUGUUGGAGAAGUAGGAUGCCAUUUCUAGCCAUGUAAAUGUAGAAAACCAUUAGGAAUGGAAUAUUAGUGAAAAAGGAUACUGGUUUAUAGUCAUUGGCUGAAUAAUAUCCUAAUGCUUUAAGCAGGGCAAACCAAACAAAUGAAGCACAGUAAGGAGUUUUGUAUUUUUGCCUGAGCAGUGACUGGAUUGUAAUAUAGCCUACUGUAGACGCACAGCAUACUCACAUACUGCGCCCUCCAGGAUGGAGAGGCCGGACCAACCUGAACAUUUUUCCAAAGGUCCUGAGCAAAACCUCAUAACAGACAUUUCAUUCCUCCUUUUCUUUUCGCUUUCUUCAAUCUGCUCACUUUGAUUGUGAAAUAUGCUCCUUACCCCUUGUCUUAAAAUGGGAUUGACAGAGAUAACUCGUACUUUAACACAAAAAGCAUUAAAAGAGGUCUGUGUUGAUUUAAACACACCAGCUAUAUGGCAUAUCAAACAGUGAUCAUCUCCAAGUGGAGGGUUACCCCACUCACGGGUUGAAGCCAACGUUCAGUGGACCUAAGAAAGACAAAGAGUAUCAUCUACCCACGGAAGGAGUUUUCAUUUCCUGUAUUGACUGAAACGCUGCUUCCUCUGCGGUCUUUGGACGGUCUCAGCCCUGCAUUUGUCUUGCUGUUAUAUAACUGUAGAAACAUUUCUUGAACAUUGUGCUCAGCAUUUGUGAGAUUCAUGGAGUUUAUUUGGUAGCUUGCCAGCCAGAUGUCUCCCUUCAGUGUUUGCCUUUCCUCAUUCAAUUUGUCAAACUGUGUUGCCAACCCCAGGCUUCUGCUAAUCAUGGCUAUUUAAGGGUAUAGCAAAAGAUAAGGUAUAUCAUUUCCUGAUUUUGUCAUGUCAUACUGGAUUUAGUGUCUUUGUAAAUGCAGUUUUCAAUAUUAAAUACAGUUGAUAAAAUCCUGAU
Messenger RNA from Clupea harengus (Atlantic herring), 4985 nucleotides. RefSeq names its product protein tyrosine phosphatase receptor type Ea (gene ptprea). The record is from RefSeq and is a predicted model, not a curated record. Gene Ontology annotation, molecular function: protein tyrosine phosphatase activity. NCBI's taxonomy places the organism in Eukaryota, Metazoa, Chordata, Actinopteri, Clupeiformes, Clupeidae. Gene Ontology annotation, biological process: protein dephosphorylation.